AUGAAGUGUUUUCACAUCGUAGUAUUUCUGAUCUUUCACUUGCUCCUAGCACAAUUGCAUGUGGAAGCUCUUAGUUGGGCUGCAUGGAGUCCCUGGAGUUCAUGUACAAAAACGUGUGGCGGUGGAGUUUCAAGACAGCUUCGUCGAUGUCUCACUUCGAAAUGCUCAGGAGAAUCGGUUCGAUUCAAAGUUUGUGCUCAAAAGACAUGCGAGUCAAAAUCUAGAUUAGCUAGGGAUACGAUUUGUGGAGGAGAGGAGAUGGUGUCAAGACAACAGUGCGAAGUAGUGUGUCGAUCCAGAGUGACAGGAGCCAAUUUCUUAUGGAGAGUUGAUGACGGAACACCCUGUCAAGCAGCUACUAGUAGAGCAGUCUGUAGCAAAGGAGCUUGUCAGAUUGUUGGAUGUGACGGUUUAAUUGGUUCUUCAUUCCGUUUCGACGCCUGUGGUGUCUGUGGCGGACGGGGUGAUACUUGUGACAACGGGAAAUUCGUCUGGAAAGUUUCAGAAGAAUACACUGCGUGUGCAUCAAACUGUGAUGAUAUUGUGGAUUGGGCAGGGGCUGGUCGAUCGAUUGCUUCCACAAGUCAACCGAUAGUUGUAUGUGUGAAUGCAGUCAGCGGAAGGGUUGUUCCAGAAAGAUUAUGCGCUGAUAAAUUGAGACCGAAAGUUGAAGCAAGACCGUGUCCGAUGCUGAUUUGUCCUUCGAGAUGGAUGGCUGCUGACUGGACAGAAUGCGUUCCUCAUUGUGGAUCAGGAACCAAGAGAAGAGAAGUUUAUUGUGUACAGACGGCUCAUAAUAUAACAGUUCAUGUCCCCGAUUCAUUUUGUGAAAAUGGAACCAGACCGGUAGCGGAGGAAAACUGUGUUUCAACAUCUUGCGGUCGAUGGGAAGCUGGAAAAUGGUCGAAAUGCACAGCUUCUUGUGGACAGGGUGUACGUCGUCGCCACGUGGCAUGUGUUGGUGGAUCAGAUUGUGAUGAAGGUGGAAGACCGAGACAAGAGACAACUUGCUAUUCUGGUAUACCUUGUGGUCUAGCAGCUAAUAGUUUGGACUGGAACGAUCGAGCAUAUUUGGAUGGAAACACUUUUGGAUCAAUGGAUAACCACAACGACUGGCAGGCUCCAAGACUAGUUGCCGGUGAAUGGAGUACAUGCUCAUCGACUUGCGGAACUGGUGUCAUGUCGCGCACCGUUGAAUGUGUAGCCGUCAAUCCGAUCUCUUCGGCACCCAUCAAACUUCCAAUGUCUGAAUGCCAGGAUCAAGAACAACCGAAAUUAUUUGAAUCAUGCGAAGUCCGUAGUUGCCCUCUUCAAGAAGAUUCCAAGCUCACUGAAGACGAAGCUCCUUAUCAAUGGAGAUAUGGUGAUUGGACUCAAUGCAGUGCAUCUUGCCUCGGAGGAAAACAGAAAGCUGCUUUGAAAUGCAUUCAAGUUUCAACUGGAAAGUCAGUCCAAUGGUCUCAAUGCGAUGCUCGUCGACGUCCACCAGAGAAGAGCCGUCCAUGUAAUCAACAUCCAUGCCCACCGUUUUGGUUGACUUCUUCGUAUUCGGAGUGUUCGAAGUGUGAAAUGUGUCAAACUGUUAGCAAAACCGACGGUGCUGAUGCUCACAUAAUACUUCGAGAUGAUAGAUGUCACUUCAAAAAACCACAAGAGACAGAGACAUGUAACGUCGUGGCUUGUCCUCCAACCUGGGUGACUGCACAAUGGACAGAAUGCUCUCGAUCGUGUGAUUCCGGAGAACGACGUCGGCAGGUUUGGUGUGAGAUCAAAGAUUCGAGAGGAAAAACUCAACGUCGUCCGGAUAUUGAAUGUGAUGCAAAUACGAAACCACAGUCAGUUGAAGUGUGCAGUUUUGGAUCGUGUUCUCGACCGGAACUUCUCACGAAUCGAGUAUUUGAGCAGAAUGUUGAACAGAAGAAGCUGACUUUGGGAAUCGGAGGAGUGGCUACUCUGUAUCAAGGAACAAGUAUUAAGAUUAAGUGUCCAGCGAAGAAGUUCGAUAAGAAAAAGAUCUAUUGGAAGAAGAAUGGAAAGAAGAUAAAGAAUGAUGCUCACAUAAAAGUGUCAGCAAAUGGAAACUUGAGAGUGUUCCAUGCAAGAAUGGAAGAUGCUGGAGUAUAUGAAUGUUUCACUGAUAGACUUCAAGGAAAUGUCACUUUGAAUUUCAAAUAUAGAGAUUUCCCAGCUACUAGAACGGAUUUACCGCAGAAAGUUCAACUUCCAACUAACGAAAACCAGCAACGGCCGCCUAUGAGUAGAGAAGACCAGAUUCGUGAGCAAGCAUCCGUGCUUCAUAAGAUGAAUGUUUCCCUGAUCGAAGGAUUGCUGACAGCUCCAAAUGAUGAAAAAGCACGGGAACAACUGAAGAAAUACGGUAACGAAUUGGUAGCAAGAUGGGAUAUUGGACACUGGUCAGAGUGCAGACAGAAAACAUGUCAUGUGGCUGGAUAUCAGUUGGCAAACACAAAUAUAAAUUUUCAGGCUCGCGGUCUAUCCUGUAAGGUAACCUUCCAUGGGGAAACCAGAAAUGUGGAUAACUCAAUUUGUGAAUCACUAGCAUCUGUUCGUCCGCCAGAAACCCGCCCAUGUCACAGAGAAAACUGUCCAAGAUGGGAAGCAUCCAAAUGGUCAGAAUGCUCUUCUCAGAGAUGUGUCAGCAGUAUGUUGGCACAGAAACGAAGAAAUGUUACUUGUCGUUUCACGAAUGGAACAUCAAUUGACAUUCAGCAUUGUGAUAUCACAAAUCGGCCAUCUACCACAAUGGAUUGUCCAAAUCAAAACUGCAAAGCUGAAUGGAGAACUUCUGAUUGGGGAUCUUGUAGCUCGGAAUGUGGCACAGGAGGUGUUCAACUCCGAUUACUAUCCUGUGUUUGGAUAUCUUCUGGACGUCCAGCAGGAAGAAAUUGUGAGCAGAUGAGACGUCCUCAUUCAGCAAGAGCGUGUGUAGCUGAUGAACCACUUCCACCUUGUAUGCCAACUGCAAGUUCUCUUUUCCAAAGAGACUCUUCGUGCCAAGACCAAUCUCGUUUCUGUGACAUUAUUAAACUGUUCCAUUCAUGCGAUUCAUUGGAAGUCCGCCAAAAAUGUUGUUCUACGUGUACUUUCGUCGAGCGAAAGAAAUUUUAA
Caenorhabditis briggsae is the source of this 3129-nucleotide messenger RNA. RefSeq names its product Protein CBR-MADD-4 (gene Cbr-madd-4). NCBI's taxonomy places the organism in Eukaryota, Metazoa, Nematoda, Chromadorea, Rhabditida, Rhabditidae. Gene Ontology annotation, cellular component: extracellular matrix. Gene Ontology annotation, molecular function: metalloendopeptidase activity. The coding region runs from base 1 to 3129 and encodes 1042 amino acids. The transcript is spliced from 16 exons. The record is from RefSeq and is a predicted model, not a curated record. Gene Ontology annotation, biological process: extracellular matrix organization.